AUAACUUGGCUAUUGGAGUAAGUUGGAAAAGAAGAAAAAAGAUAGAUUGGAACUAUGGCCAAAGUAAAUAGAGCUCAGUAUACGUCCCCUCCAGAUGGAGGUUGGGGCUGGAUGAUUGUGGCUGCCUGUUUCCUCGUUACCAUCUGCACCCGGGCAGUCACAAGAUGUAUCUCAAUUUUUUUUGUGGAGUUCCAGACAUACUUUGCUCAGGAUUAUGCACAAACAGCAUGGAUCCAUUCUAUUGUGGACUGCAUGACCAUGCUCUGUGCGCCACUUGGAAGUGUUGUCAGUAACCAUUUAUCCUGUCAAGUGGGAAUCAUGUUGGGUGGCUUGCUUGCAUCUACUGGCCUCAUCCUGGGCUCAUUUGCCACCAGUCUGAAGCAUCUCUACCUCACACUGGGAGUUCUUACAGGUCUUGGAUUUGCACUUUGCUACUCCCCAGCUAUUGCCAUGGUUGGCAAGUAUUUCAGCAGACGGAAAGCCCUUGCUUAUGGGAUCGCCAUGUCAGGAAGUGGCAUUGGCACCUUCAUCCUGGCCCCUGUGGUUCAACUCCUUAUUGAACAGUUUUCCUGGCGAGGAGCAUUACUCAUUCUUGGGGGCUUGGUUUUGAAUCUCUGUGUUUGUGGAGCCUUGAUGCGACCAAUUUCUCUUAAAGAGGACCAUAUAACUCCAGAGCAGAAUCAUGUUUGCAGAACUCAGAAACAAGACCUUAAAUGGGCAUCUCCCUGUUCACCUUUGACCAAAGAAUGGGUGCAGACCUGCCUUUGUUGCUCUCUGCAGCAGGAAUACAGCUUUCUACUCAUGUCAGACUUCGUUGUGUUAGCCAUCUCGGUUCUGUUUAUGGCUUAUGGCUGCAGCCCUCUCUUUGUGUACUUGGUGCCAUAUGCUUUGAGUGUUGGAGUGAGUCACCAGCAAGCUGCUUUUCUGAUGUCCAUACUGGGCGUGAUUGACAUUAUUGGCAACAUCACCUUUGGAUGGCUAACUGACAGAAGGUGUCUGAAGAACUACCAGUAUGUUUGCUACCUCUUUGCUGUGGGACUAGAUGGACUCUGCUAUCUCUGCCUUCCAAUGCUUCAAAGUCUUCCCUUGCUCGUGCCUUUCUCUUGUACCUUUGGUUACUUUGAUGGAGCCUAUGUGACCUUGAUCCCAGUAGUGACUGCAGAGAUAGUGGGGACCACGUCUUUGUCAUCAGCACUUGGUGUGGUGUACUUUCUCCAUGCAGUGCCAUAUUUGGUGAGCCCCCCCAUUGCAGGAUGGCUGGUUGAUACUACUGGCAGCUACACUGCAGCUUUUCUUCUCUGUGGAUUUUCAAUGAUAUUUAGUUCUCUGUUGCUUGGUUUUGCAAGACUUGUAAGGAAGAUGAAAAAAACUGAGCUGCGAAUCCUUGCCAAAGACUCUGAUCCCAAGUUGCAGCUAUGGACCAAUGGCUCAGUGGCUUAUUCUGUAGCAAGAGAAUUAGAUCAGAAGGAUGGGGAAUCUGUGGCCACAGCAGUGUCUGGUUAUAACACAUGA
Messenger RNA from Chrysochloris asiatica (Cape golden mole), 1512 nucleotides. RefSeq names its product solute carrier family 16, member 12 (gene SLC16A12). The transcript is spliced from 6 exons. Lineage: Eukaryota; Metazoa; Chordata; Mammalia; Afrosoricida; Chrysochloridae. The coding region runs from base 55 to 1512 and encodes 485 amino acids. Gene Ontology annotation, molecular function: monocarboxylic acid transmembrane transporter activity. Gene Ontology annotation, biological process: transmembrane transport; monocarboxylic acid transport. The record is from RefSeq and is a predicted model, not a curated record.